AUGAAGAAGGCUCCCACCAUGAAGGCACGGCCAGGCCGGGUUGCACGCAAAGAAUACACACAAUACCAGGUGAUUUACACCAUCUGCCCCCGGGACCACCAUUUUUGUGGUUCCCCACGGCAAACCAGUGGGUUUCUCCCGGCAGUUUUGAGGCAACAGCUACUUCAACAAAGCUCUGUGAAGAGGAAAAGAAGAAAGCUCCUCGUACCCUCUCCUGCCAGCCGCGGCCCCAGCCCUCCCGUGGCCGCGGCCCCGGGCCCUUUCCCCCUGACAGCCCCCGGGACCCUCGCAUCGCGAGUUCCGAGCCGUACAGUUCGACCUGGACCCGGCUUCCUGCGUCCCCGGCGGCCUCACGGCGCCCCCGAAGGCGGAGACGGCCCAGGCAGGGGGAGGGGCGCACCGGGUCCGCAGGCCCCCAGGGCGGCCGCACGCCCCCUCCCGGCCCCGCAGCUUUCCCGCCUUCCCCAUUUGAACAGCUCCCGCCCGCCCUCCUCCUUCUGCCCGCUCCAGCCGCUUCCUGGGGGCGGCUGCGGCCGCUACUUCAGUCCCCGGCUCGGCCCCUGGGCUAGGCCGCGACGGGCCUGGGGCGCCUCAGAGGCGGUGUCGCGGGCCCAGGACGGCGGGUGGCGGGGGGGCGGGGCUGCUGCCGCCUCUGGGUGGGGGCCCAGCCCGGCCUCUUGGGGGCUCCGCUCGCCGCUACCUUCACUCGGCUCGCCCGGAUCCCGCCUCAGCGCCGCCGACUGCCGCCAUCUUGGAGAAGGAGAGAAAAGCGCGAGCGGCCAGGGAGCCUCAGUCGAGCCCAGAGCGCAGACUCAGGCUCCGGAGGGGGAAUCCCGUUCGACAAAGAGCGUCGAGCACAUCGAAUAAAACUCGGAGCUUGCUGAGCACCGGAGCUGGCGUUGGUUGAAAAUUUGCUAUGUGCCAGCCUUGCCCUGGAAGCUUACAAAUAUUUCGCUUAAUCCUCACUGUAUUCUUGUCGCAUUUUGCAGAAGAGAACCAGGCCGAGAGAAGUGACGUGCCCAAGGAUGCGCAGCAGAACAAAGUAGGAAGCUCAUCAAUGGAAGCUGCAAUUCCUCAGCUGUUCCUGUUAAUGAAGGAAAUGAACGCAGCCUGCCGCUCUCGGUCUGUACCAACCAGGCUUCUUGGUCAAGCAGAGGCACCAACUCUGUUUUUUUAGGGCAGGAAACAACAUGAAAUUCACUGGAAUAAUAUCAGAAGAACCCCACCUGCUCAGGAGUCUGGAGAUUGGCUUAGAAAAUUAACAGACGCUAAGACAGCAGCAUGGUGUCCAAGGCAGCAAGCACAAGAGCCCCGCUUUGUGGGCUCACAGGAGUGACGCGGCCACAGCGCUGCCCCACCACCUGCGGACGUCAUCUCUGCCGGCACAGGACUUGUCGCGCCCAUCUCUAUUCCCCUCUGGGGCGUUCCUGCUGCUCUCACUGGGAAUGGGUUCUGAGCACCCGGGGUUGGCCUUGCCUGCUCGGGAUUCAGGAUCCCACGUGGAAGCAGCCAGUUAGUCAGCCUAAGCCUUGUCUAGAGCCCUGGAUGUCAGGGGAAAACACUGUUUUUCCUUCCAUCCUCCAACCUGUCCUCGGUCACAUCCGAUGAAUCGUCAGCUUUGCUUAAGACAACUAGACCCUGUUUCUGUGGCUUGCAGCAGAUACUCACAGUAGAGUGGAAUUGCAUCAAAUGCGGAAAACGUGGUGGCAUUUUUACUAUAAGCGUCAGGGGCAAAAUGCUGAUGGAUCACUGAGGAAGUAAAUUGCUCAGUGCUGGAAAUCUUCAGUGAAAUGGAUGAAAAAUUGUGAAUUAGCCGAGAACUGAUGAAUAGUUGACAAAUGACACACAUUGUUCCCGAGUUAGGCAAGUCAGUGGCUGUGGCUCUGUUGACUUCUUCAGGAAGAAAUGGGUGAAUCAACUGAAUGUCAGGGGAACCUCAGCUGACGGGGAGUUACAGGGACUGAGGCAAGUCGUCUGCUCCAUGCUACACACACAAAAACUAAGUAGGCCUUAAGGCACUUUUUGAGUCACUCAGGAGAGGUUCUGCCAUGAUUUCGUGCAUCUUGUAUCUCUCGCCCCUGCUCUGGGCUCCAGCCAAGGUGUCCACAGGUUCUAUACAUGGAAAUAUAGAUAAUUAAUGCCCGCGGAGCAAGCCCAUCAAGAACAGGAGCAGUGGUUAGAGGCCUCCCUCUCCGCUCCCUGUAGGGGAAAAUUCUGAGGAUGCUCCUUGAAGCCUCCUCAGGAGGUCUCCAAUCACCCUAUCAAAUGCUUCUCCAGGCAUCCGUCUUUCAUUCUUCUCUGUAUCACUCCUCCCAGACCCCACGUCCUGCCGCUAGAAUCGCUUCCCAAACAUAUUCUCUGCAUGUGAGCUUUGCCUACGGCUCUCUCUUUCGGGGACCCCAGGCCACAGUUAGGCAGCAUGAAGGCCCUGGGCUUUUGUGCUAAAAGUAAUGGGAAGCCACCACAGAAUCGGAAGCAGGUGUUGAUGAAAUCUAUGUUCUUAAGGGCCAAUCUGGCCCAGGGUGGAGGAUGGGCUGGGAUAGCGGCAAAAGCUGUGUAACAGGGAAGACCAUUCUGGAAGCUCUUGCAGGAGUCUGGGCAAAAUGAGAGGGCACCCUGGAUAAGGGUGUUUGCAGACUGAAUGAGGGUGUUUGCUGUCUGGCUGUCUCUGUCCCUUUAUGUGUCAUGGACUUCCUUUUCAUUUUUGUUUUUUUUUUUUGAGACGGAGUUUCGCUCUUGUUACCCAGGCUGGAGGGCAAUAGCGCGAUCUCGGCUCACCACGAGCUCUGCCUCCUGGGUUCAAGAAAUUCUCCUACCUCAGCCUCCCGAGUAUCUGGGACUACAGGCAUGUGCCACCAUGCCCAGCUAAUUUUUGUACUUUUAGUAGAGACGGGGUUUCACCAUGUUGACCAGGAUGGUGUCGAUCUCUUAACCUCGUGAUCCACCUGCCUCAGCCUCCCAAAGUGCUGGGAUUACAGGGGUGAGCCACCGCACCCGGCCCCAGACUUUCUUUUAAUCUACACACAGGCUCCUCUGAUUUUAGUAGCCGCAUGUGACCCAUGUCACUCUCAGGCCCUGGCUGCUAGAUGGGGACCACACAUGGGCUCGGCCCAAGCCAGAUGUCUAUAAGCUUUUCCUGAGUGCCUCGGGGGGACACUGGGCACUGGGGUCUCAGAGUAAUGACGGGCCAGGAGAGCAAACAGAAGGGGCCGUGGAGACCUAGCUCCCUGAGACACUGGAAAAAGGAUCGUGAGGAAAGAAGGCAGGCACCUAGAGCCCGGGGGAGCCUCCAUCAGCACCACAAAGGUACAGGCAUCAGUCAGUGUUGCUUAAACCUGAAUCUCCAGAACGCAAGAGGGGAGAGCCAGGUAGACCUGAGCUCAUCAUCUCAUCCUGCCCCCUUUCCCAGCUGAUGAGCAAACGGAGGCGCAGAGACGCAGGAUCUCUUGACUGCAGGCUGGGUUAUCUUUUCAAUGCACCACGAAGUUACUUGACUUGUUGCUGGCAUCUGGUUUUGCUUUUAUUUUCCUUCACUAAUCAACUACUUUUCAAAUACGGCAUUUGGAGCUUCACUGGAAUGUCAUCGGCCCCUCAGCGUACCCUGUUCUUAAGGAGAACCAAGCACGUGUCAAAUCCUCGCACCGUCGGCUGACAUCACCACCAUCAGCUUUACCACUGUUAGGACAAAAACUUGAGACGGUAACUUGCCCCCAAAGUGGGAAAGGAGCCGUGAGACUGAGGAAUGACUCGAACAAGUCCAGCUUGGCCAGCAGGUGAGUUUAUUAGGACGUCCACACAGGGCGCUCAGCAGGACGGCUCUAGAGAUCCAUUCCGCCUUCGGUCUCCAAACUGCUUUUCAGUUGACUUUCCCGCUCUUUGCCUACCGUGUAUGAGCCACUUUUUCUUGUUGUCUCUCAUGUUCUCCAGGAUGUUUAGAUUCUCAGAGGCACCUGGUCCUCAGCUGGGGACCAUGGCCAUGGCUCAUUACCUGGCUUUCAGGGUUCAAGCAGGGGACAUACACCCUUAAAUAACCUAAAAGGGGACCCAUCACACUACAACCACCACCAAGAAGGCCCUGUCUAACUGAGACACACCCCGGAAGGACAAGGGGGAGUGGAUGCUGGAGAGACAGGGUGGGAGCCCAUUGCCAGGGAAAGGCUUCAUUCUUAGAAAAACAUUGAACGAAUGGGCAGGUCUGCAUUUUGGCUCUUUCUCUUCCUGGCCUCCUCAUUGGUUGUUCCUGCAUGCCUCCCCUCUAUUCCUCCCCCCAUGUACUCUUUAGCCUAAAGCAAACUGUUUCUUCCCAUUCCCCACACUAUCCAGUCCACUCUUUUCCCUGAUUCCAGGCUCCGGCGUUCCUGCCUUCUCUUUGGCACACUUGCCAUCUGCAUUAACCGCUCCCCUGCUGUGCUCAGCUACAGAAAUGCCAAAGUCCCUAACACUCAGUUCCAUUGACUUUGCCUCCCCCUCCUUAUCCCUCUAAUAAAAUGUGUGCAUUUUGUCCUGGCCUGUGUUCAGCUCGUCUCCCCUUGUGGCCACACUGCUCUGGAGUUCCCCACUACAUUAUAGGUUCAGAUGCCGAUAGAGCUGAGAGAGCACCUUUAGAUUUGCCUCUAGCAUCUGAGCCUGCUGCCUCAGCUGCUCCGCUGACUGUGAAUUUGCCCCCUCAAGCAAGUGCUUUGACUUGUACACAAGGUUGACCACCUCCAGCACGAGCAGGAUGCCUGUAGAGGCUGUAUUACCAUCCGGCCUCCUCUGCCUGCCAGCCAGUUGGUGGGUCCACUUGUUAAGACUAAAUCAGCACUAUUUUGAGCUGAGGUUUGCCUAGGGUGUUGGGCACCGGCUCUGGCUCCCCUCAUGGCACGGACCUGCUCCCCAAUGACUUCUGUGGCUAUAUAAAAAUCAGUAACGCGGGAACGCGAGUUGGGUGUCAUUUCAUGCAUAAGUUCACUAAAUUCUUUCAGUUUGUCAAUGCUGGUCCCAGACAGCCUGCUGGCUUCGGCUUGUGCUGAUGAUGUGUGUGAGUGCUCCACGGCGUUGGUGAUGAACCUAGCCACAACAGACAGUGUUCCCAGCCCUGCCCCAGCUGCAGUGAGGGCCAGACUCGUCCCUCCUGUAAAUGGUGCCAAAACAAGGCCGAGAAUAGACAUGAUGCCAGAGGCAGUGCCAGUGGUGGAGGACACCACAUUGGAGAUGGUGGAGUCUCUGUGGACCUUUGCAAUCCUAUCUGCAAGGGCAUAAAUCUCCCUUAUGGACUCCUGAAUAUCCCUUCGGAGUCGAGGAAAAUUUUUCAAAAACCACUCUCUAAACUGCCGGUCUUUUUGCCUCUUGUCUUUGUCGUCAAUAUCCUCAUGUGUUGUAAGUGUCUUCAGAGCUUCAUAGAGAGCAUCUGCUUCAUCUCUGUACCGAUAAAGGACAGAUGAUUAAGAAAGGCAGCUACUUAUCUGUAAAAUGAGCUCAAUAAGAUCCAUUCUACCUCAAUCACAGAACUGUUACUGGAAGUCAAAUGGAAAUAAAGUUUUAAAAUAUAAAUAA
This is a messenger RNA of Callithrix jacchus (white-tufted-ear marmoset), 5535 nucleotides long. The record is from RefSeq and is a predicted model, not a curated record. Lineage: Eukaryota; Metazoa; Chordata; Mammalia; Primates; Cebidae.